Misgurnus anguillicaudatus (oriental weatherfish) is the source of this 1006-nucleotide messenger RNA. Its product is annotated as C-signal. Gene Ontology annotation, molecular function: oxidoreductase activity. The record is from RefSeq and is a predicted model, not a curated record. Lineage: Eukaryota; Metazoa; Chordata; Actinopteri; Cypriniformes; Cobitidae. Gene Ontology annotation, cellular component: cytoplasm.
CUUUCUCCCAUAGGGGGCAGUGAAUCCAAACUCACGUGCGCGUGUUGCUGUUUUAGUGAAGACUUAUGGCUGCUGUGGCCUUAGUGCAGGGUGCUAGCAGGGGUUUGGGGCUUGAGUUUUGCAGAUAUCUACUUUUAAAUAAAGCUCCAGCCGCCGUGAUCGCAACAUGCAGAAACCCGGACAGCGCACAGCAUCUGGCCGCACUAUCCGCACAGCACCCAGGUAGAAUGAGUGUACUGAGACUGGACGUAAACAGGGAGGAAGACAUCAAAAGUGCAUCUAAAAGAGUCAAAUCUGAAUUUGGGAAGUUGGAUCUGAUCAUUAAUUGUUCCGCUGUGCUUCAUCCGUCGGGUAAAGGAGAAACAAGUUUACGAGACGUGUCCGCUCAGGGCAUCAUCUCCACACUGACCACUAAUACUGUGGGUCCACUGGUGAUGGUCAAGUAUUUUGCCCCACUGCUGCAGGUCGGGACAGGGGCAUUUGGCCAACAACCAAAAGAGAAAGCAAAACAACACACUGGAAUCAUUGUCAACAUGACUGCUAGAGUGGGAUCAAUCGGAGACAAUGCUCUUGGAGGAUGGUACAGCUAUAGGAUGUCUAAAGCUGCUUUAAACAUGGCCACCCGAAACUUGUCCAUCGAGCUGGGUCGUGGACAAUCUAAAAUUGUGUGCGUGUCCCUGCAUCCUGGAACUGUGAAUACAGAUUUAUCUCGGCCUUAUCACCGAAACGUUCCCAAGGACAAGCUGUUCAGCACAGAAUACUCUGUACAGUGUCUUAUGAAUGUCAUAGACAGCUUAAAUAUUAGCAAAACAGGGAAAGCGUAUGCAUGGGAUGGCACUGAAAUUACCUGGUAGACAAUCUGAUCAAAGACAGACUGUCUUUUUCAGUUCAAGGUCAAGAUGAAUUAAAGAAAUUAUGCAAUAAUGGAUUGUUAAUGGAUUAUCACUCGCUGCAUUUAUUACAGAAUAAGGCUUGCUUAUAAACUACUCCAAAAAGAAACACAAAA